Molecule: messenger RNA, 1025 nt
Organism: Drosophila ananassae
Lineage: Eukaryota; Metazoa; Arthropoda; Insecta; Diptera; Drosophilidae
Exons: 2
Coding region: 213-737 (174 amino acids)
Source: RefSeq, a predicted model, not a curated record
AUGAGGAGGACCGGACAAUCCGACAGAUAAGACGUAUCUGGACAAAAGGGAAUUGUUUGGCAUUGAAAUCGGUGCAGAAAAUUCUUUACUCUUGAACACGCCAUAAUUACUCCAUUAUAAUGGAGCGGCAACAACUAAACCAAUCCAAACUGAACUGAACUGAACUGAACUGAACUGAUUGAGAGGCCGCAGAAGGCUGCAGGCUGCAGAUAAUGAUUAUGGUUUCAAUUACCCGGCAACAAAGCGAGGGGCAAAUGGGAGUUGGGGUGUCUAACGAACGCCCCGCAACAAAAGAUGGUGUAAAAUAUGCGGAAAUGCAUUUCUAUGGACUUACUUACACACAAGUCAAACACCACAAGUCAUGCCAGCCGGCGAAACUUGCAUGUGAACAGAUCGCUCUGUCUCCUUCGGUCGCUCCGUUUCCGUCUCUUUCUAUAUCUGAUGUUCCGUCUUUUUCGCUCGGUUUGUGUUGGCCCGAAGAUGACGAUAUUAAUGUGGCUGCGGAUGGUAAUGAUGAUCAUGAUAAUCAUGUGAAAACCAAACCAAAGCCAAAGCCUCCGCCUCAUCCGAAGAGCCUCCCAUGGACCUGUUUGGGGCAUAAUAAGAACACCAAGCAAUGCAGCUGCCUGCAGCAGCAGAAGCAGCAACAGCAGCAGCAGCAACUGCAGCAACAGCAACAUCAACGCGAUGCAGCUUGGCAAUGCAACCAAAAUGGCAACAACAACUACCAGGAUUAGGAAUGUAUAUAGCCAGGAAUAUGCGUUAAGAUACAUCAACAUAAAUAUAUUAAAAUCUUUUUUAUAAAUAUUUAUUGCAAUAUAAUUAAUGUGUUUGAAUCUGAAAGGUAAUCAGAAAGGUUUCGAAUAAACUUUUAGAUAAGGAAACAUUAUUUUUGUAAACUAUUUUUUAAUCCCAUGCAUUUUAAAUUGUAUUAUGCAUAGGAGCUUCGAAGUUAUAUAUCCUUUGCAAUAUUUAAAUCUCAUGUCGCUGCAAUAUUGAUGUCUUGGCCAUCCGCAAGCAGGAUG